This is a messenger RNA of Eruca vesicaria subsp. sativa (arugula), 1543 nucleotides long. The record is from the annotation of a GenBank genome assembly. Lineage: Eukaryota; Viridiplantae; Streptophyta; Magnoliopsida; Brassicales; Brassicaceae.
UAAAGACCCAUCUCUCUAUCUCUCUGAGAUUUUUGAGUCUCCUCUGUAUCUCUCUCUAUCUCUCUUCAUGAUCUAAUUGUUUUUUAAUUUUUAUAAAUAUUAUGUGAUAGUUACAUAUACACGUUAUAUGUGUGUAUCUAUCUUUUUCUAUAUUGAUGGAGACAAUAACCAUUUCAAUCUGAUCAUUUCUUCUUGUGAUAUUUUUUAGUUCUUUUUUUCUUCUCUCUUUUUUUCCCCGUCUCCCAGAUCUGCUUCGUCAAUCUUACCAUUGGGGCAGGCCACAAAUUUAUAAGAGUUAGAUCUUUGAGGAAAGACAGCCAUGUACUUCUUCGGUCUGUCCAAAGAAGAAGUGUUGUCACAAAAACAUGUUGUAUCAUAUAAAGAGACUUUAAAGCAGAAUCCAGUCACUCUGUUUGGGAGACAGGUGUAUCCGGUGAAUAGCAAGAGCUCCAAGUCUGUUGAUGGAUAUAAGAAGAUGAAAGAUAUCGAUCUUCGGCUUCCUGCAGAUCACUAUGCUUAUUUAGAGACUAGAUUUCAUCCAGCGUUUGAAGCUAAAGAAGCAUUGACCACACAUUGGAGUGGCAAGAGAGAUCCUAAAAUUAUUAUUGAUCUUGAAGAGCUUCCCACAACAGAGGAUGCAGAUUCUGUUAGUUAUGUUACUGUGAGAAGUCCUGAAACAAAACCAUUAUGCUUAGCUGAUCAGAACAGCUCAAACAUUCUGAAGGUGGUGGAUCAAUCUCUUGUAGAGGAUGGUAGUGCAUGUUUACUAGAUCUUAAUACAACCCCGGAUGAUGAGUUAGUGUCCGAGCCUCAUUUCUGUUUCUUACAAGAUCUAAACUGUCCUUACAUUGAAGAUACUGAAACUAGCUGCGAGAAGAGUGGAGUAGAUGAUGCUCCUACGCCUCUUUGCUCUCCUGGUACAGAGUCUCCAGCUUCAUAUACUUCUUGCUGCACCACUGAAAACAACGUGUCAAGAAGAGGUUCAUUGGAUCCUUCUUGCCGUACCAGGCUUGAGUUUCCUGUCUUGCCAGAUCACGAACGUUGUAAUGAGGAGGAGGAGGAAGAGUUCUCUGAAGUCAUGCAAAUGGCUGCUGAAUCAUUAGUCCACAUCUCAGCAGUUUCAUAUCAAAAUCAAGAUAAGCCCGAGAAGGGUGACGUGGAACGGAGAUGUUGGUCAUGUGAUUCAUAUGAGCUACACACAUUAGGAAUAAGAGAAACCAACACGGAAGAAGAGUUCUGUGUGUCAUCAAUGGCUUUGGAUAAGCUUAAUAAUAUCACAAGAGAUAACAACAACAAAGAGUUUGGGCUCAAGCUGAGAAGAGGGAGGAGAAUGAAGAACUUUCAGAAGGAGAUAAUCCCGAGCUUAACGUCCCUCUCGAGGCACGAGAUACGUGACGACAUGAACAUCUUGGAAGCGGUUUUGAGAUCAAAAGAGUACAAGAAGAUGCAGGGGAAAACGAGGGAUGUACAAUAUGGAGCAAACACAAGAAACAAACGUUCAAUGUCGCAGAGGUAUGUUGGUAAAAAGAAGGCGAAAACAUGA